Molecule: messenger RNA, 723 nt
Organism: Saxophila tyrrhenica
Lineage: Eukaryota; Fungi; Ascomycota; Dothideomycetes; Mycosphaerellales; Extremaceae
Exons: 3
Coding region: 1-723 (240 amino acids)
Molecular function (GO): protein binding
Source: RefSeq, a predicted model, not a curated record
AUGCCUAAGCGCAAGGCAGAAGUGAAGCUCGAGCCUAAAGCAGUCGCUCGGAGAAAGAUGGAAGAUGCGCCACAUCGACCAGAAACCAUCGCCGUCAUCGUCGGCGCCCCAGAACAAGAACAGAUCUUCAACGUCCACACAGACCUAUUGAUCAAACAUUCGAAUUUCUUCAGAGCCGCGCUUUCGAACGACUGGAAGGAAAGUCGCAGCCGGCGUGUCGAGUUGAGAGACGUGGAGCCGGAGCACUUCGAGGUGUUCAAGGACUUCCUCUAUACUGGGUUCGUGUACUGCAGCAAGGCUGGUGACUCGACCGAUCCGCCUCAUCCUCGCCUAGCCUGUUGUUGGGUGUUGGGAGAGCGGGUCCUGUGUACAGCUUUCAAAGACGCCGCUUCCGAUGCGUUUCUGGACAAAUACGCCUUCCACAACAAGACUCCGCUUCGUGCACAAUUCGACAUCUACCCAAACAGCACGGAGAGAUCUUGUAUCCGGCGCUUGCUUGUGGACUUUGCCGCGCAUACCUGGCAUGUCGACUUCUUCCGAAGAGAGGAGCUUGCUGAGGACAAUGCGGCCUUCAUAGUCGAUGUGGCAAUCAGGCUCGUUGAGAUACGGAAUCGAUCUGAAGGAAAGAAGAAUCUUCAGUGGAUCGUCGAUCGGUGCGAGUACCAUGAGCAUGUCUCGGAGAAGAAGCCGUGCUAUCUGGAGACGUUCCGGAAGGCGAGGUGA